CUUUGAGUACCACAUGUUUCGUUCAGUACUACGUCAUUCUUACGCCGUCCCUACUGUGAAUUACACAUGGUCCUCGAGAAGCCUCAUAAGAUUCUUCACUAGCGAUGAGAAGGCAGCUCCUCCAUCGCUUCCGAGAGAAGAGCAGAAAGAGUUCGAACGGCUUCAGAAGAUUGCACAGUCACAAGCUGCCAUCGACGAGUACAACAGACAGUUCGAGAAUGACCAUACGAAGGAGUCAGCGAACUCUCCCAUCCUCAAGACAGAAAUAGGCUCGUUCUCACCGGAAUUCAGCAAGACGUUGCCAGAGUUCGAGGGCGACAAGAAUCCCGAGACAGGGGAGAUUGGCGGGCCGCGCCAAGACCCACUGCGGUACGGGGACUACUCAUACAACGGCCGCGUGACGGACUUCUGA
This is a messenger RNA of Eremothecium gossypii ATCC 10895, 412 nucleotides long. RefSeq names its product Sdh8p (gene SDH8). NCBI's taxonomy places the organism in Eukaryota, Fungi, Ascomycota, Saccharomycetes, Saccharomycetales, Saccharomycetaceae. The transcript has 2 exons. The record is from RefSeq and is marked provisional. Gene Ontology annotation, biological process: mitochondrial respiratory chain complex II assembly. Bases 14 to 412 code for a protein of 132 amino acids. Gene Ontology annotation, cellular component: mitochondrion.